This is a messenger RNA of Dioscorea cayenensis subsp. rotundata (Guinea yam), 951 nucleotides long. RefSeq names its product protein ALP1-like. The transcript has 4 exons. The coding region runs from base 1 to 951 and encodes 316 amino acids. The record is from RefSeq and is a predicted model, not a curated record. NCBI's taxonomy places the organism in Eukaryota, Viridiplantae, Streptophyta, Magnoliopsida, Dioscoreales, Dioscoreaceae.
AUGGAUAGUUGGGCAUUAGAUGAGCGUGUGAGGCCCCUCGCCCCAGCUUUUGCAACAUUUGUUGUCAUUGUUGCCGUUUUAUUUGAAGAGUUGCACAUUCUCAGGACAUCAAGGUGUCUCAUUCCUUCAUUGUUCAGGGACCUACCUAGAAAGAGGUACUUUAAUAAUGUCCUACGAGCAUUGUGCGCAUUGCGAGAUGAUUAUGUUCAACCCCCUAAUGGCACUUGCCACCCCGAGAUUGAAACCAACCCUAAUUGGUAUCCCUUUUUCAAGGAUUGUAUUGGUCUUUUGGAUGGCACACACAUAGAUGCCUCUGUCCCAAUUCAUGAGUUGCCCCAUUUUAGGGGCCGGAAAGGCCCAACCCAAAAUAUACUUGCCGGUGUGAAUCCUGAUCUCAGAUUCACAUAUGUGCUAGCGGGAUGGGAAGGAUCCGCAAACGAUUUCACCGUCCUUAGAGAUGCACUAUCGCAACCACAACCCGAGUAUUUGAAAUUAAUAGAAGGGAAGUACUACUUGGUAGAUGCGGGAUAUACAACUAUGAAUAGUUUCAUAGCCCUAUAUCGAGGGGUUAAAUACCAUCUCAAAGAACACAAUGGAAGGGUGCCAUUAAAUCACAAGGAAUUAUUCAAUCUUAGGCACUCUAUGUUAAGGUCGAGAGUUGAGCGAGCAUUUGCUAUCCUCAAGAAUCGAUUCAAAAUCCUUACAUCUCAUCAUUUUUUCCCGUACAAGACCCAAGUCCUGUUAGUAAUUGCAUGUUGCAUCAUCCACAACUAUAUCUCGGGAAUCGAUCCGAAUGACCAGAUUUUACGUAAUGGAAACAUGCAAGAAGAGCAUCUUGUUCUAUCGCAAUCUCGUUCACAACGAGAUCAACGCGAGGAAAACAGGCAAUGGGUGGAACUUAGGGAUAACAUUGCCAUUGAGAUGUGGCAUCAAUAUAGUUCUCGUACUUGA